Cynara cardunculus var. scolymus (artichoke) is the source of this 1058-nucleotide messenger RNA. RefSeq lists its product as uncharacterized. The record is from RefSeq and is a predicted model, not a curated record. Lineage: Eukaryota; Viridiplantae; Streptophyta; Magnoliopsida; Asterales; Asteraceae. The transcript is spliced from 2 exons. Bases 454 to 861 code for a protein of 135 amino acids.
UCUCCUUGCUUCUCUUCACUUGUAUUAACUCCCUCACAUCUCCAUUCUUCUCCCUUUGCUUCAUAUCUCUUUGCAAAUCCUUUAAUGGCAGAUAAAACCCUCUUCAACCCUUGAUUGGUUCAUUCACUGAAUCUUCAAUCUAUUUCGAUUGUUUUCUGAUCUGAUUUCUCACUACUUCAUCUUUAGAUCGAACCCUUCAAUCUUUGACUCUUAAAACAUCUUAUUACAAACCUUUUUCAUUUCUUCACUUGAAAAAUCUGCUUCGUAGCAAAACCCAUCGUCUUGUUCAUGGGUUUUCGUUGGUUCCUGUGAUUAAAUCGAUCAAGUAAAUCGGUAGUUCAGAAAUGGGUGUUUGUUUAAAGAUUCAAAUGGUGGUUGUGUCUUAUCAGUUCAGCUUCAUUUGAUUUCACAAGAAGAUUGUUCGAAGUUGUCAUCAUUUUAAGCAUUUGUAGAAUGGGUAGAGGUAGGGGAAAAGCGAAGAAAAGUUCAGUCAUCGCUCAUCAUGAAGAUGGAAGUGGGGAAGAAGAAAAGUUGCCGGUUAAGCGAAGAGGAAGACCCACAAAAGCACACAAAGAAGAAGAAGAAGAAGAAGCCGAAAAGACCGAUGAAAACAAAGACACUAAACUCGAAGCUGCAUUAGAGAACGGAAAAAAGAGAAAGAAACCAUCUUUACAGACCGAGGAGAACCCGGAAACCGUAAAAGAUGAAAACAACAUCGAACCCAAAGCCAACGGCCACGACUUGACCAAAGCCGUGGGGUUUAGACACAAUGGCAGCAGGCGGAAAAACAAGCCACGAAGGGCGGCGGAAGUCGGGGUGAGCGCGUGCGAGGUCUGCAGCUGGUUGGUGCUGAGAAGCUGAGAAAAUUCGGUUUCGGUUCUGGUUUUUCGGUUUUCGGUUUUCGGUUUGGAUGAUGAUGAAAUCAUAAAGGGUUCUUUUUUUAUGGUAUUUCUGAACUUCAUUGUAAUGCUUAGAUAUGUGAUCUUGCUACAGACUUUUUGAUUUAUAUUGAGAAUUUUUGCACAAGGUUUAUAAUAUCAAAUCAAGUUUUGAUGAAA